Talaromyces rugulosus is the source of this 2733-nucleotide messenger RNA. RefSeq lists its product as uncharacterized. The record is from RefSeq and is a predicted model, not a curated record. The coding region runs from base 1 to 2733 and encodes 910 amino acids. Lineage: Eukaryota; Fungi; Ascomycota; Eurotiomycetes; Eurotiales; Trichocomaceae. Gene Ontology annotation, biological process: regulation of transcription by RNA polymerase II. Gene Ontology annotation, molecular function: transcription coregulator activity. The transcript has 3 exons. Gene Ontology annotation, cellular component: SAGA complex.
AUGAUGGCCACUGCCGUCUCUAAGCCCGCAUCUCAACCCCCAAAAAUGAAACGCCCUCCGCCAUCGUUCACGCAGACCGCAGUCAACGGUAUAAAACAGUCACCAUCGGCGUCUUCCUCUCCUUCUGUUACCUCAAAGCGCCUCCCCGGUACCAACCAACCCUCUACAAACUCCGUGGCGGGCCCCGUAGCCAAUGGCGUCAACAACCGCCCCAUCAAUAAGAUGCGCAAAGACAGCCAGAAGCCUGGAGAUCCUCUGGUCCGUCCACAACGGCCAUCAACGAGGAACUCAGUUGUUGAGACCGAUCGCCGACUUACCAAAAUACCCCCAGAGCCUUUUGUUAAAACGACCUCGUAUAUUCUAAAGAGAUACGCUAAAGCGCAACCUUCCCUUAUCAUCCAUCUCCAUCCCACCCACUUUCGAUUCGAUCAACAAGAUGGCAGCUUUCCAUAUAACUCGGAGAUGAAAGUCAUCAUUGAACACAUUCGAUCUCAAACGGUACCCCACGAUAUGCUGGAGGAGCUCCUCCGUGCUGGGGUGAAGUUCUAUGAAGUUAAAGUAGUGGAUCACAAAUCGGUAUCAGCUCAGACCAGCAAGUCAACAAUCCCGUCAUCGGACGAGAAGAAUACGCCGUUUUCUAUCCAUAACUACAACCAACAUGUUACGCCGUCACCUUAUAUACCCUAUCCAAAACAGAACCAGGUCCGCCCGGAAAAGAUCGAUUCCCCUAGACUAGAAACAUCUGGAAAGGAGCCCGGUGCAAGUACAGCCGAGGACUCCAGUGCCGGACAAGAUGGUACUACAAAUGGGGUUUCGGCGGGCGAAUCAUCUGCCAAGCAACCAACUCCUAAGCCGAAAGUCUUCACCACUGUCCUCCAUCCCACGUCACUCUCUAUACAAGCCGAACUGACAUACUUAUCUACCACCCCACACCCGCUUGCAAAUGCAAUUGCAAACGCCAACAAGAAGCAGCCAACGACACAGGCUACAUCCAAGACAUCUACGACCUCGACAGCGGGCCCGCCCCCUGCGAAGAGACAAAAGAUGCUUGUUGACCCUGAGGAUCUCCCCGAGUUUGAAGCCAAGCUUAUCAGAGCUGUGGCUCCUCCCCUCUACUUAGACCCAGUGGAUAAUUUUGAAUCAGCACAACGGCUUCUUCAGCUUAUGGAAAGUCCACUUCACCGUGACAAGCCGCCUUCGUCCAAGACGAGGAAACGCACAGUUGCAGAACUGGCAGCAGACGAAGCUCUCGCCGCUGAAGAAGAGAGAUUUAUGCUCAUCAUGGAUGAAAGGCUGGAGCCCGCUACAUCUAGUGCGGCAAGUGGUGCCAAAUCAGCAGUUGACGAUACCGCUGGAGCAGUACCAUUCGAGCCACGUUUCUCAAGAUUUAAGACCAUUGAGAAUAUCCGUAUUCAGCACGAGGAAAAAGCGAAACGGGAGCACGAGAAACAGGUACAGCAAGAGCAUAUUAAACGACAGCAGCAGCAGGAACAGGAGAGAGAGCGACGUCGUAUGAUAGACCAGAGACAGGCAGAAGAGCAUGCGAAAGAAGAACGACGUCAGCAACUCGUUGCACAGCAGGCUCAUGCUCAGUUGGCAGCUCAGCAACAGCAGCGAUUGGCGAAUGGCCUUUCUCAAGCAUCUCAGGGCCAGAUGUCGUCACCCAUUGUUCGCAACCAAACACCGCAUAAUACAUCGUCCCCUGUCGUUGGAAACAACGUGGGCGUUGCAGUUGGCGGUGUGCCCAUGAAUGUUACUGCGUCUGCUCAAGGAGCCGGGAGCCCGCCACGGCCGCCGUCAACUAUGCAUCAUGCCCACCCAGGUGUCAUGAGUCACCCAAUGGCAGCCUCAAGAAGUCAACAGAGCCAGAGUCGAAACGGCACGCCACAGAUGACCCAAGGUACACCAGCUAUGGGACAUGCUACUCCUGUCAUGCGCAAUGUUACACCAACGCAGCGCAUGGGCCAUAGUAGUCCGCCAAAUUCGUCGAUGGCUCAAACACCUGUCAUGACCCAAUCCAUGAUGGGCACGCCGCAAAUGGGAGGAGCGGGCAUGGGACUUACGCCUCAGCAACAACAGCAUCUCAUAUUGCAGCAGCGACAGCAGCAGUUGCUUGCCCAACAGGGCCUUAACCCACAGCAAGUUGCGCAGAUGCAGGCACAGCACAACAUUCAAAGUCACCACCAACAGCAACAGCAGUUAUUGCACCAACAACAACAGUUACAGCAGCAAAACCAACAACAGUUGCAACAAAAUGUCCACAGUCAGCACUCCUACCAGGCCCAGCUACUACGAACACAAAUGGCGCAGAUGCAAAUGGCCCAGCAAAAACAGGGUGGACAACAACAAGCAGGCAUGCAGAUGACACCGCAGCAACAGCAACAGCAACAGAUGCUGUUGGCGGCUGCUCAGCAAAACGGUGGUCAAGUCGCACAAGGUCCGUUACAAUGGGGCAAUCGGCACCAACAAAUGUACCAGCAACGAAUUAUCUCGUUGCGGCAAGACAUAGUGAGGCGAUAUGGCCAACAGUAUGGGGCGCCCCAGAGUUUCCCACCCCAACUUGCUCAGCAAUAUUCAGCUGGUGUGGAAAAGAGUGCCCGAGCAUAUGUCAUGGAAAUGAUGCGCAAGGAGCAAGUUGCGAUACGCCAUGCUGCAGUACUGCAACAGCAACAGCAACAGCAACAGCAACAACAACAGCAGCAGCAAAUGAUGGCAAAUGGGAUGGGGAAGUGA